AUGGUCCAGUUCUCCGAAGAAACCAAGGAGCGUAUCUCCAAGGUCAUUGACGUCUCCAGAGUUGCCAUUCACUAUGGAUACCUGCCGUUGAUUGUUUAUCUCGGAUACACUUACAGUGAACCCAAGCCUUCUCUGUUCAAGCUGUUCUCGCCGCUCGCCUAG
Messenger RNA from Aspergillus luchuensis, 162 nucleotides. Its product is annotated as mitochondrial import receptor subunit TOM7. Gene Ontology annotation, cellular component: mitochondrial outer membrane; mitochondrial outer membrane translocase complex. NCBI's taxonomy places the organism in Eukaryota, Fungi, Ascomycota, Eurotiomycetes, Eurotiales, Aspergillaceae. The coding region runs from base 1 to 162 and encodes 53 amino acids. The record is from RefSeq and is a predicted model, not a curated record. Gene Ontology annotation, biological process: protein insertion into mitochondrial outer membrane; protein import into mitochondrial matrix. The transcript is spliced from 5 exons.